AUGAUUAUACAUUCACAUUCAUCAUGUAAUCCAAUGAACAAGAAAAUACAGAACGAAAAAAAGGAAAAUAAUUCAAUAAGCUCAAAAAUGUUGACUGAAGAUCUGCAGAAAUUUUUGUCAACAUAUUUAUUGCAUAAAAGACAGAAAGAUGUUUAUCCAUAUGGCAACUUGCUUUUCAAGCAUCACAUCAGGGAAAAAGAAAUCCAGUCGAAGUUGAAGAACAAGUCGAUGGAUUGA
Molecule: messenger RNA, 237 nt
Organism: Clunio marinus
Lineage: Eukaryota; Metazoa; Arthropoda; Insecta; Diptera; Chironomidae
Source: the annotation of a GenBank genome assembly